Molecule: messenger RNA, 1053 nt
Organism: Pistacia vera
Lineage: Eukaryota; Viridiplantae; Streptophyta; Magnoliopsida; Sapindales; Anacardiaceae
Product: NAC domain-containing protein 90-like
Exons: 3
Coding region: 24-812 (262 amino acids)
Biological process (GO): regulation of DNA-templated transcription
Molecular function (GO): DNA binding
Source: RefSeq, a predicted model, not a curated record
UCAUCAUCUUCAUCUUGAUCAUCAUGAUAGAGGAUAUGCCACCUGGGUUUCGGUUUUACCCAACUGAAGUAGAGUUGAUUUCCUUCUAUCUUCAUCACAAGCUUCGCGGUAACGCAGAGGACUUGAACCAGAUUAUGGACCGGGUUAUACCUGUCGUCAAUAUUUACGAUUUCAAUCCUUGGGAUCUUCCACAAUUUUCAAAAAACCUGUGCCACAAAGAUCCUGAACAAUGGUUCUUCUUCAUUCCAAGAAACGAGAGUGAAAUGCGAGGAGGAAGACCAAAUAGACUGACAACUGAAGGAUACUGGAAAGCAACUGGGUCACCUGGUUUUGUUUACUCUUCAAAUCGCGUAGUUGGGGAAAAAAGAACAAUGGUUUUCUAUAGAGGAAGAGCUCCAACUGGAAGAAAAACUGAGUGGAAAAUGAAUGAAUACAAAGCCAUUGAAGGAGAAGCAUCCACAUCGGUAAGGCAAGAUUUCAGCUUGUGCCGGGUGUACAAGAAAUCAAAAUGCUUGCGGGCCUUUGACCGGCGUCCACCACCACCGCCACCAGGAGCAGUAAUGAUUGGCGAGUCAAGGGCUCAACAAGCUGAAGACCAUCGUGGUGAUAAGGCAACGGCAUCUUAUCAUCAUCAGAUCACUAGUUCUCAAAUAUUAAUGCCUGAGAUAACAAGCUCACUGGAGAGUUCAUCCUCAGGAGACCAUGGCCAUACCUCUCAAAAUGAUGAAAGUAACAUCAUGGCUGUGGGUUCUGAUUGUGAUCAGCUGUUGUGGGAUUUGGAUCAAUUGGAUUGGUUCUGUGGCACAAGAUAGAAUAAAUUAAUUUAAUGGAGGUGGAGCUGCUACUACAUGAAAGAACAAAAUCUAAUAAGAACAAACUUGUUAGAGAAUGUGCAUGUAUCUUUGGGAAAAGUCAAAAUGUGCUUGUCUAGACCCCAGGUAGUAUUUUUAUUUGUUGUAAAAUAAUUUAAUUAUUAGGGUACCAUGCUUAUCUAAUGUUUCUAUGUUUAUUUGUACAUCUUUAACAUUUCCAGAUAUUAUGCUCACGCUUUCA